AUGGAUUGGUUAAGUAGCAAUUAUGCCACUAUAAGGUGUCAUCAGAGAGAAGUGGUAUUUCAAAGACCGGAGGAGAGGGAGUUUACAUUCUAUGGGGCAACUGUUGGUAAGUUACCAAAGGUCUUUUCUGCUAUGAAAGCAAUGGGGAUGUUGAGAAAGCCUGAUGUUCAAGGAUUUCUAGUAAACUUGAUGGGGUCAACACCAACGGAGGCAACGGUGGAGGAUGUCGAGAUAGUUCGUGAAUUUCCUGAUGUGUUCCCUGAAGAAAUACCAGGACUACCGCCAAACCGACAAGUGGAGUUUACCAUUGAUCUCGUACCAGGAGCAGCACCAGUUUCUAAAACCCCAUACCGAAUGGCACCUAAAGAGUUGGAGGAACUAAAGGCACAGUUACAGGAGCUGUUGAAUAGAGGGCAUAUUAGACCGAGUGUGUCACAAUAG
Molecule: messenger RNA, 441 nt
Organism: Salvia miltiorrhiza (redroot sage)
Lineage: Eukaryota; Viridiplantae; Streptophyta; Magnoliopsida; Lamiales; Lamiaceae
Exons: 1
Coding region: 1-441 (146 amino acids)
Source: RefSeq, a predicted model, not a curated record